Molecule: messenger RNA, 5088 nt
Organism: Mugil cephalus (flathead mullet)
Lineage: Eukaryota; Metazoa; Chordata; Actinopteri; Mugiliformes; Mugilidae
Product: excitatory amino acid transporter 2-like
Exons: 11
Coding region: 287-1903 (538 amino acids)
Biological process (GO): L-glutamate transmembrane transport
Cellular component (GO): plasma membrane
Molecular function (GO): glutamate:sodium symporter activity; neutral L-amino acid transmembrane transporter activity; L-glutamate transmembrane transporter activity
Source: RefSeq, a predicted model, not a curated record
CGCACCUUCCUGCAGCUGAACAAGCAAACGCCAGUGAUUGAGGAUAUACAUUCCGAGCUCCAAGCUGAACGAGAACUGAUCAGCAUAUAGUUUUUUUUUUUGUUAAAGGAUUGAAGACCUUCCUUUUCUAAAGGCGCAAGAUACUUUCUGGAGAUUCUGACUGGAUUUAAGGAUGUAUGAGCCAUGACUUUCUUAAAAGUUCCUUUAACACCUAUGAUUGUGUAGUACCUCUCCGCCAAGUAACAUUUCAAUCUCAAGCAACACACAAAACAACUGUGCCACCAGAAUGCACAAGCAAGUGGAAGUCAGGAUGGACGAGAGCCACCUGGAGCCAAUAGUGGUUACUCAGGAGAGUAUAUGUAGCAGCCUCUGUGACAAAAUUAUGAAGAACAUGGUCCUCACUCUCACAAUCCUCGGUGUGUUUCUGGGUUCCAUCGCCGGAAUGCUCCUACGGCACAUAUCACCUCUCCCUCCAGAUGUUGUCUUGAUCAUCGCCUUCCCCGGAGAGAUCCUAAUGAGAAUGCUGAAGAUGCUCAUUUUGCCACUCGUCGUUUCCAGUCUGGUCACAGGACUUGCCGGUUUGGAUGCCAAAUCCAGCGGCCGUUUGGGCACCAGGGCCAUGGUGUACUACAUGUCGACAACAAUCAUCGCAGCCAUCCUGGGUGUGAUCCUGGUGCUGCUAAUCCAUCCCGGGAACCCGAAGCUGAGGGCUAAUCUCGGACAGGGAAAGAAGAACGACGACGUGUCCAGCAUGGACGCUCUCUUUGAUCUCAUCCGAAACCUCUUCCCAGAGAACUUGGUGCAGGCCUGCUUCCAGCAGAUCCAGACGGUAACCACCAAAGUACCAGUGCCCACUAACAGGACCAAAGCUCCUCCACAGUUCACAGUCAAAAGGUCACUGCAGUUUAAGAGUGGAAUGAAUGUCCUAGGUCUGAUUGGCUUCUUCGUUGCUUUUGGUGUUAUCAUGGGGAAAAUGGGAGAGAAGGCCAAGCUAAUGUUGGAGUUUUUCAACGUCCUGAAUGAGAUUGUUAUGAAGCUCGUCGGCGCAAUUAUGUGGUACUCCCCUGUUGGUAUCGCCUGCCUCAUCUGCGGAAAGAUCAUCUCCAUCGCCGACUUGGAGGUGGUCGCGAGGCAGCUGGGGAUGUACAUGAUAACUGUGAUAGUGGGGCUCAUCAUCCACGGAGGCAUUUUUCUUCCGUUGAUCUAUUUUGUGAUCGUGAGGGAAAACCCUUUCACGUUCUUUAUGGGCAUAUUCCAGGCUUGGGUCACAGCACUCGGAACAGCUUCCAGUGCCGGUACCUUGCCUGUCACGUUCCGAUGCUUAGAGGAGAACCUGGGCAUCGACAAGAGAGUUACGCGUUUUGUCCUUCCAGUGGGCGCCACCAUCAACAUGGACGGCACGGCGCUUUACGAGGCCGUGGCUGCCAUUUUCAUCGCACAGAUGAACGGGAUUGAGCUCGACUGGGGGCAGAUUAUGACAGUGAGCAUGACAGCCACUUUGGCCAGUGUUGGAGCAGCCAGUAUCCCCAGUGCUGGGCUUGUGACCAUGCUUCUGAUCCUCACAGCAGUGGGGCUGCCCACUCAGGACAUCAGCCUCCUGGUCGCUGUCGACUGGCUUUUGGAUCGUUUCCGUACUUCAGUUAACGUGGUGGGAGACUCCUACGGAGCAGGCAUCGUUUAUCACCUUUCCAAAGAUGAGCUUGACAGCUUUGACGCACAGCAGACCCGGAUGGACGAAUUUGAGAUGGCAAAGACUCAGUCCUUCUUUGAAAAUAACACCAACCAGAAUGUAUACGCUCACCACAACUCAAUCUUGAUAGACAACUGCAAGGUCGCCAAGGGCAAAAAUGGCAACUCUCGUGACUUUUCCCUUGUUGAGGAAGAGCCAUGGAAAUGCGAGUAAAGCAGAAUCAGAUGCCGCUGCAGUUUCACCAGCUUUUACUUUCUACCGACACAACUGUAAAAACAUCAAAAACCAAAAAGUCACAAAAACAGGAAAAGACAAAAAAGAAGGAAACGCAAAGUCAAGGAUCAGUGUGCUGCAAGACCAAAUGGCCAGUUACCCAUCUGGGUGGCUACUGGAGCAGAGCAUCACCUUGCACUAACUACACACAGACUGUAAGGAACUUGUGCAUUUCGUGCACUUGUAGAGAAGGAUCAAAUGUUCAGUUGACGACACUCAGGGCCUUACUUGGUGCUGCUGCGAGCUUCCUGUUCUGUCAACGGAAAAAAAAAGAAAAAAAAAACCUUGUGCAUCACAUCUCAUUUUUUUUUUCUUCUUUUGUAUUGAAGUAUUUUUGUUGUAGCUAAAAGGGCACCGAGAAGAGAAGAUGGCCUUGCCAGAUAAAUUAUACACAAGGACCAAUUGAGAUAAUAUAAAGCUGGAGUGAGCGGACUCAGGAAUACUGGUUAGAGACCAAUAUAUCUGGCAGACUUUAUUACUGAAAGGUUGUCAUUAUUUAUUUAUGGUGUGUUAAACUGUCUUUGAAUUAAAUACCGCGGUGAAUGUUCAAAAUUUUAUUUAUGACAAAAAAACAACAACAACAAAAAAAAAAAAAAAUCAAUGAACUGGAUCCAACUGUGUUUCUUGUGGCAUUAUAAAGGAGGUGCAGGAUAGUAGGUGCUUUCGGAUCGAACAGUUCUGGGGACUCCCUGAGGGUGAUAAGAACCCAAGAACUAUAUACCUUCAAGGGCUUUGUGUAUGCAUUGUUUGCAGAACCCUGAAGUGACUUAAUAGCCAACAGCGGUUUGUGCAUUAACGCGAUCUAUUGUAACUUUACUGUCAGACUUUUUCUACAGCUUUUGUUCCAUUUUCAAUUCCAGUGUUAAGAGCUGUCGUUUACAUGUCCAUCGUCAAAGCCCGGAUGCCACCGUUGAUCCAUUUCUCUGCGUUUUUUUAUUCAAUUUCUUCAGGCUCAACAUUUAGAGCUGAAUGUUUUCCCGGAAUUCGUAUGUUGUUUGCCAGCACUGCAUUUACGUGUUCACCCAGUCACUGUACACUUACGUCACUCAAGGUAACUCUGGUGAUGGGAAAGUUCCAUUAAGCACAAACUAAACAAAAAAAAAAAAAAAAGAAGAAGAUUUCUGAGAACUGCGAUUGUCCUCAUUCACUGCAGUGCAGGCGCACAGAGAGGAGGACACUUCUACAGUUAUAGUUCCUGUGAGUCCGAAAGCACCUAGUUAGACACUGCCUCACCUUUGACUGUUUGACUUAAGGGAUUAUGCCCACAUGUCACACACAUGGUCAAGCCUAAGAAGAGAAGCUUAGGACUUAAGAGGUGCGGCCUCUAAAUGUGGCAGCAGACUGUACCUGAACGUGAAGCUGAAAAUAGAGAACACCGAAGGUGUCCUCUCUGUUAUAAUUAAUAUUACUAUUAUCAUUAUCACUAUUUUAAUUUUUUUUCUAUGUGUGUUCUUUACAAGUGAAGCACUGAGUUUCUGUUAGUGGUCAGAAAGUCUGCCUGUGUCCUGGAAAUGUUGUUUUUGAUGAGUGUUUGUGAGUGGAAGAGAGGAAAAUUAACGAGAAAAGAAAGCUGAAAGUUAAGCGAGAGAAAACGAAGGAGGUAGGAGGAGAAGUCUCUCCCAGCUCUCAGCAGGCCAGUGCAUUGUUUUGUGUUUUAUUUCAAACUGUUUAUAUCUUUGCUAUAUGACAACCUUGCCUUGAAGAUGUCACCUGCAGAGUGCAGUCAGUAUGACGACUACAGCGUCGCUGGAUGAAAGUUCCCGCUAAUUAUUUCAAAAGGAUACGGGGACUUGCAUUUUUAGCAGAGUAAAAAAAAAAAAAAAAAAGCGGCCCCACCUUCUAACUUUACAACACAGCGAGUGAGGACGGCUGGGACUUCCUCAAAAGAGUUUCUUGGACUUUGCAGAGUUUGGGUUUUAAGCAGCAGAUUUAGAUAUAAAUAGCAAACUCGGGAUUGUCUAGAGAUAAUUAGCUAUGGCUACAUCUGUCUGGCAAGUGCGGGCUUAAGCACUCGCAUAAAUCUGACGCCGUAUCAACAAGGUCAUUUGAAGUUGGUUGAAAAUGUUCAUGUUAUUGAGUUUGACCCUGUAUAGAAACUCUGUUCAAACUGAACUAUUUGUUUCCCUGUCAUGUAAGCAACAGCUUAUACAUUCAUGUUUAAAGUGCCUCCUUGCACUUUGUGUAUAUACUCUCUUUAGAUAAAUUGUACAAAUCAAAUGUAUAGAACUUGACAUUUUUGUCAUCAUAAUUGUUUUUGCUAUGCUAAACAUUUCUAUUAAGACUAUAUCUAUAUUCAUAUAUGUAUACAGUAUAUACACAGCAAUGUUAGCACUAUGUUUUUUUUUUUCUCUUACCAGCCAGUAGGCUGUGAACUUAGAGUUAUGAUGGUUGUUUAUUUACAAAAAAAUAAACCAAGUUCAUCUGUUUUUAUGAGAAACUCCUGACUACUUCCAAAAGUUUUCCAGAUUUUCUAGGGAAGGAAGUCCAACCUUUCAACCUUUUCCUUUCUUUUAAUCGGACAAAUAUGGUUACUGAUACUCUUCUAGAUGUGGUUAUUUAACGUUUCUGGGCACAUCAAGGCGGUUUUGUGUGCAUGAGAACGCUGGUGUUGGCAGCUACAGCAUGUCUGCAUGUUGCGAGACCUUAGCAAGCCAUCUAGUGUUUGACUCAGGCACCACCUUGGAAGAGUGUCUGCUUCCUAAAUUAUAAGGAGGAGCUUGAUCUAUGUCAAAAUCCCAUUAUCCAUCAAUUCGUUAGACCACUUCUCCUUCUGUUUUUAUUUGUUAUUGUUCUAACUUAGGCUAUGUUCUUAGUCGGCUGGAAUAGCGUAGCAAGUGUUUGCUAUGGAAAUGUACUAUCUUUAGAAAAUGAAAUCCAUAUUUUCUAUGCUACUUUUUGAUUCUGUGCACACAUACUGGUCCGAGAAUGUAUUAAACCUUUUCCUUCUGUCUGACCUUCCUUAUAUUGAAAAUCUUUCCUGACCUUGACUGACUAAAUUCAAGUAGGAGUGAAUGGACUCGCACUGAAUACACAAACUAUUUGUCAGGCAAAUGGACUGAAAGUGUGUAAAUGUUUUAAUACUUGUGUGUAAAUAUUAAUGGAAACAAAUAAAUGGUUAUUGAUGA